CAUCAUCUUGAGCCCACAGCAAGCUUCGUCUCCUCUCUCCGCCAGCUCAACUUUAAGAUAAGGAAGACUAAAGGCUCAUCAAGAUGCUUAUCCAAGAGUCCCACGUUGACAUUCCCACCCAGGCCGGAGGAGAUAUGCGGCUCUUCGUGUUCCAUCCAACAAUUGCAAAUUACCCAAAGGCCAAAUUCCCAGGAGUCGUUGUCUUCAGUGAGAUCUAUCAAGUCACCGGCCCCGUCGCCCGCUUCUGCCGCCAAAUCGCCGGCCAAGGCUACAUCGCCGUCGCACCCUCCUCGUACCACGAGUUCACAGGCCCCGAAGCCCUCGCCUACGACGGCCCCGGCACAGACGCCGGCAACGAGUGGAAGAUCACGAAGAAAGUCUCCGCGUACGACGAAGAUGCCACGCUCAGCAUCGACCACCUCAUCUCCCUCCCCACUUGCACCGGCCGCAUCGGGGCCGCAGGUAUGUGCCUAGGCGGCCACCUGGCCUACCGGGCUGCACUCGACAAGAGAGUCAGUGCCGCGGUGUGCUACUUCGCGACGGACAUGCACUCGAAGAGUUUGGGGGCGGGGAAGAACGAUGACAGUCUUGCGCGCGCGAAAGACGUCAAGGGGGAGCUUGUGAUGAUCUUCGGCAAACUAGACAACCACGUCCCACCCGCCGGCCGCGACCUCAUCCGCAAGACGCUCCACGACGCUGGGGUGACGUUCUCCUUCUAUGAAGCAGCGUGGGCACAGCACGCCUUCAUCCGCGACGAACUAAGCAAAGGCCGCUACGACCCCCCAAUCGCGGGCAUCUGCUUUGCCAUGCUGACCGAGCUCUUCGGACGCGUCCUACGCUCGGAUCUGGGGCCGCGAAGCGGCGAUGGGGUGGAGGUGGAGGAUGUGUGCUGAACGCAGCUCUCUAGCCCCCUGACGACGUCGUGUAAAUAGACAUGAUGAAGAGAAACACGAACCCAGACACGAACCCAAGAUAAAGAUAAAGAUAGUCUUCGCAUUCAAUAUGCAACAUCGCAUCGAUCUACAUCGUGCACUAUCCACUGCACUUCUCUGCUCACACC
This is a messenger RNA of Mytilinidion resinicola, 1060 nucleotides long. RefSeq names its product alpha/beta-hydrolase. NCBI's taxonomy places the organism in Eukaryota, Fungi, Ascomycota, Dothideomycetes, Mytilinidiales, Mytilinidiaceae. The record is from RefSeq and is a predicted model, not a curated record. The transcript has 5 exons. Gene Ontology annotation, molecular function: hydrolase activity. Bases 84 to 893 code for a protein of 269 amino acids.